Trypanosoma brucei brucei TREU927 is the source of this 2616-nucleotide messenger RNA. RefSeq lists its product as hypothetical. The transcript has a single exon. NCBI's taxonomy places the organism in Eukaryota, Euglenozoa, Kinetoplastea, Trypanosomatida, Trypanosomatidae. Bases 1 to 2616 code for a protein of 871 amino acids. The record is from RefSeq and is a predicted model, not a curated record.
AUGCAGCGUCAGUGUGACGGUUGCAAUGAGUCUGCGUCAUCCUUCCAGUGCCCGUUAUGUCAGGCGGAACUUAUUACCGAUCGGGGCUUUUUUUGUGGUCAGGAAUGCUUCGCAAAGAACUGGCUUCAGCACCGCCGUACCUUCCAUAAGAGUGGGGUAGUAAGGGCCAAACAACCACGUGGUGCAACUACCGGCAAUGAGGGGGAUACGGCUAACGGAAACAGCGCUGCUGCGACAAACGGCGAUGAAACGCAGUUACGUAAAAAGAAGAGGAAAGGAGAAAAAAUUCCCGGGAGGGAGCAGGAGGAAAAUAAAAAGGACGAUAAGCUGCCGGCCAGACCUGUCGUAGGACCGUGGACGCCGCUCCCGAGGGGAGAUGAUGAGGGGCGUGUGGAACCGCAACUUUUACCUGGUGUCCCCCGUGCCAUCAUUGGUGGCGCUUCAAGUGAGCGAUCAGUUGCAUUUUGGUCAGCUGCACAUGCAGCCGCAAGUCAUAUAGUGACUGAGUUAUUGCACAAACCACAAUUGCGGGAUGAGGCCGAUAGCGAGCCAUUGAAGGUGCUGGUAAUAACCGCCGAUGCGCUUGGAGCGCACGCCAUGGCUUGGGCCUGUCGCUGCAGCGGUCUUGGUCAUUUAAUGCAGCUUGUCGUGAAAUCUAUUGAGGCAUCAAGCCCUGAAGUAGUCCCUUUCAACUACUUUGGAGGCGAGCGGCGAGUGGUAAUAACGACGCAGGAAAUAGUGGGCAAUUUGUGUGAUGGCUCAGCAGCGGCGUGGUUUUCAACGCCAAACAAUCUUUUGGUCACGCUUCCUGGUGUGAAGGAUGCAGGUAAAUUCCAGUCGGUGCAUAUGCGUGCCCUUUUUUUUCUGUAUAGCAGGGAAACUGGGGAGUCGAUGAGAGAAGAACUUCCGGGCGAGGAGGAGGAGGAGAUUACGCAUUUUGUGAAACCACUAUUGCAUGUUCCCGUUCAGUUGCAUUCCUUAUUCGAUGCUUCCGGAGUCACAAACACCAAUCAGGGUGAGAAGGGAGAUGACGAAAAAAAAACUAAGAAAGCAAGACUGUUUCGCUUCGACAACAACGUGUCGACGUCCCUUGCGCGAGGCGACCUUCGGGGAGCACUGCAGCAUCUCGUCCGGCUCUACAGCACGGAACGCAGUGCGUUUGAGGAGGUUCUUGCCAACAGUUUUUUAGCUUCUCUUGGAGCGGCGAGUGUGGCCCAUGCGCACCAUGUUCUGGCGUAUGUACUCCGUGAGCUUGUGGAUCAUUCUUCUCGCUUUAAGGCGAGCCAGGGCGCUACCUUGAAGGACAUGGCUAUACGCGCAUUAACUCGAGUAAUAGGAUUAAUUCAGCCGAUAGUUGCUGAGGACGGGACACAGCACUGCAACACAACCGCUGCUGCUUCAGCUGAGAGUGGAAGUACUGUCGAUGGGUUCAAGGAUAACGCACACAGCGGUGAGGGCGACGCGACCGAAUGUAAAUUCCCUCCUCCGUCUGAGUUCGAGAGGAAAAAGUACUUUAAUCACUACAGUUCGGCACCAAACCUGGCUCUGCAAGCGACGCUCUGCUAUUUAUAUCCGUAUACAACCGUCGGUGUUAUUGAUGCAUGGGGCGCUGCGUGGGGUGUCAAGAAAACUUUGAAGGGGCCCGAGGCGCUGAUACAAAUGGACAAAGCGCGCAAGGACGCUGUGCUAAGGUUAGAGGGUCGCUAUGGAACUAAGCUUGGUCCCUCGUUUGCAAAGUACCUUGUUGUUCUUAUGCAUUUUCUCUAUGAUGCUGUUGCGGGAUACUCUCUCGCAGUGGAGGACGUGGAGAAGCGUACCUUGUGGUCAUUAACGCUUCAAAGUGAUGUGGGCCCGCUACGCAGCUUUCUUUCGAAUUGCUUUUUGCUUCAGGAGGGUAAACCAGCUCUAAAGAAAAAGCCCACCUUAUCCGCUCGAAAGACAACCCCGAGCGCAGACGAGUUGCGAGAGCUACGGCGCAUGCUGCCGGUACGCACUGGAUCAGUCGUAAGAGAAUCAGUUUCAUUGCCAUGGGUGGAUCUCCCAAUAGUGAUGAAUCGUGAACUGAGGGUGAAGCAGCUACAGCAGCAGGCAGUGGAAGAAAUUCUGAUGGCGAUGCCACGCAAGCCUCGGCCCAUGUACAUUGGUGAUGUUGGAAAUCUUGUCGGCAGGUGGUUCCGCUUUAACGCACGUUUCGACGGUGUCCUCGGCGUAAGUCUGAUGGAUUUCCUUAUUCAGCAUCCCGAGGCAUUCCGCGUAGUUGGAGAUCUCGUGACGAGACGCACAGCUGGAACGUGUAACUCGGUGCCAAUUCGCUUCAAGGAUGACAGCGGUGAUGAUGACGAUGAUGACAACGAAGAACCUGACAAGAGUCGCAGAGCAAAGGACCGUGCGCUGCUCACUGGAGCAAAAAGUGGAAGCAAGGGAGGGUCCGGCAAAGAGCUUUCCGCACGUGCACGAAAGAAGGCCGCAGCGAAGGAAUUCAACAAGUCGCGCUUCAACCGAAAUUACAAGCCACUCGAUCCGUCAGCGAAGGUUCCCGGAUACGUGCGGCAUGCGCCUCGAAAAGUGAAGGGCCGCGGUAGGAAGGCGAACAAACGAAACACAAAACGCGGUUGA